AUGUCCUCCGACGAUGGUAAUCUGAUUAUAGCCGAGGAGCCGGAGGAAGAGAAACCAUCGACGGAACCGGCUCCCUCAAAUGCCCAGGCCUCCAAGAAUCUGGAAGCCCCGCCCCUUUUGGUCUCUAAAUCCCCUAACAAUGGACAUCAAUUGGAUGGAAUGGACCCUAAGGCCACUAAUCCGGCCCCUUCAGCGCGAAGUCAGCCAAGUCCUGCAGUUCAGGCGAGUCCAUCAAACGAUCCACAGCCAGGUCCCUCAAAUGCAGAAUCGUCAACAGAAAAGACAAAGCCAAAACCCAAACCGAAGACCAAUGCGCAACAGACAUUCGACUUUGAUUACAACGGACCGCCGGUAUCCGUAUCUAAUGCAAUGGCUUUGGAGUUGGUGAAUCGGUUUGGAUUGAAUAAUGCCUGGGGUAAGUUCAUACCGUUACAAAGUAUUCGAAUACUUUAGGAGCCUUCCUAAAACUACGAGGAUACAAGAUACCAUACGAUAAAUCCAUACCUCAACCGCCGGAACACGUACAAGCCCUUAAAAGAUUCAGAAGGAAGAUCAGAAAUGUCAGGGAAACCUUUAAUCAGUAUAGAGACGAAGGCCAGGACACAGAUCCCUUCAUGACUCGGGACUUUGUAAUCGAAUUGAAAGGGAAUGGAGAAGAAGAGAAGCCAGAAAGUCCAACGCCAGCCAAAAGAAAGGCCAAUGGAAAGCCGGUGGAAAAUGAAGAAGGUAUGGCUCUUUGCUUUAAUUGUCAGCACUACUUCUUGCCUUUUGCAGAUCAAUCAGCAUCUGUGAACGCAAACAAACCAAACGGCGACGUUAAUGUCACCAUCCCAACUGAUCCUACACCUCCGGCAAAAAGACAACGGAAACCAAAGAAAGAUACGAAGAAAGGUACGACAAUUCCCAUAUCAAAUGUAAUCAUUUUAGAUCAAGGUGUGCCAUUAAACGCCCCUUUGACAAUCGGGAUCACGCCUCAGGUCUCAAGUUCGGGACCGCCUUCUGACGGUGUUUUGAACAAGCGGAUCGAUGAAAUCGUUACAAAUGUUAUCGACCGGGUCAUGUCUACGGCGGGUAACGCAACUGCGAGCUCGACUCAUGUAAAUACAACGGCGCCGAUUGUAACGGCAGCAACAAGUGUCGCAAAAAAUGAACCAACCCUCCCAUCGGUAACAAUCCCCACCACCGGGCCUACACUUCAAAUAAAUCCCUCCCAGCUGCCACAACUUUCAAUGGAACAAAUACAGGAAAUGUACCGACAGAACUCGAGUCUCUUUGCUAGUCUUCCACCACAUGGUUUCCCGAUUCAAAGCUUACUAACGACAACUACUUUGAACCCAACUUCUAGAGUAAGCGAAAAACCCCAGUGCCUUUAUAUAAAUUCAAAUUUCAGGCAGCCCCACCUCUCAUAUCACCAGCGGCAUCGAUGGCUCUGAACCAGAAUUCUUCCCGAUUCUUCUUCCAGAAUACUCCUGGCCAUUUUGUAGAGCAAACAGCAGCCCAAAUGUUCCUCCCACCAACACCUCAACCGACCCCUUCAAUCAACGGGCAUCCGUUUCCGUUUGCUGGUCCCGGUCUAGGAACAGCCUCGUUGAUUCGUGCGCUCCAAAUCCCACAACCUCAUCAGGUUCAUACCGUUCCGAUUACAAACUGGGCCCAGCCAAUUCAGCCAGUAGUCAGUCAAAUAGAACACAAAGAGCCGAAGAAAGCAGCUGAGAUUGUCGUUUCUCAACCAACAACUUCACAGCCUCAGGAAACAAGUUCUGAUCAAUGUGCUACUCCAAGUGAGAAAUCAAAGACAAAAGAAACACCGCCUGAACCCGAGAAAUCAACUGGUAGAAAAACACCCAAAUCAGAACCCAAGAAGUCAGAAGAAUCGAAAGAAGAAAAGGAACAGACAAAGCCUGUUGACAAAACACCAACUCCAGAGCCGGAACCAGAAAGACCGUUGAAGUCAGCAAGAAAGUUCUAUACCAAGAAGGAUAAAGACGAGGAAAGGAAGACGACUGAACUUCAAAAGAAGAUUGAAUCCAUGGAAGAACGAAUCCAGGAGUUGGAAGAGAAUCUAACAGCUGAAAAACAGAAAUUCACAGCUCAAAAGAAACGGAUGGACACCAUGCGAGAUAAACUUAAGAAAAAAGAUGACGAAUUGCAAACUGCCAAGAUUGACUAUGCUUGCCAGAAGACUGAUAACAUCACACUUAGAGAGCAAAUGGAAAAAUUAAGGUAAGAACAUACUAGAUAAAAUAAUAUCAAUAUGAAUACAGUUUGUAAUAACUGUUUUUACAGAGAAGAGAAUGAAUCGCUGAAGAAACGGCUGACCAAUUACGAAAAGACGGAGGAACUGGACGAAUCUGCAGCCCAGGAGUCGGAUCAGAACUCUAAAAGUCCAAGUCCAGUUGCAAAACGAAGAGGUCGAAGACAGACUACUCGACUAGAUCCAUCCCCGUCAGUCAACUCUCGAGCUGGAAGUCGUAGAGCCUCAACACCGGUCAAGAAACCCGCUCCGCGGAAACGGAAAAGUGAUCUAAAUGAAUCUGCAGCUUCCAAUAACAAUGAGGAAGACAACGAAGAGGGCAAUAGACGGCAAAGCAAGAGGAUCUCCGCUGCCAGAUCCAAGAUUUUAUUCUCCAGCAUGAUGUAG
Bursaphelenchus xylophilus (pine wood nematode) is the source of this 2641-nucleotide messenger RNA. NCBI's taxonomy places the organism in Eukaryota, Metazoa, Nematoda, Chromadorea, Rhabditida, Aphelenchoididae. The record is from the annotation of a GenBank genome assembly.